Molecule: messenger RNA, 1468 nt
Organism: Paramecium tetraurelia
Lineage: Eukaryota; Ciliophora; Oligohymenophorea; Peniculida; Parameciidae
Exons: 4
Biological process (GO): protein dephosphorylation
Molecular function (GO): protein tyrosine/serine/threonine phosphatase activity; starch binding; carbohydrate phosphatase activity
Source: RefSeq, a predicted model, not a curated record
AUGAACUCAGUAUCCACUAACACUUCAUUUACAGAAGUUAGGAUUGUUAAAAUCUACUUGAAGAUUCAUUACAUAACAAAAUUUGGAUAGGCAAUCUAUUUAUGUGGUGAUGAUGAAUCUUUAGGAAUGUGGGAUCCUUGCAAGGCACUCCGUUUGUAAUGGAAUCAGAAUCACGAAUGGACCAUCUGUAUCAAGCUGCCUCGAAUCAGCCGAAAAUUUGAGUACAAAUUCCUGGUCAACAACUACAAUGAGCCUUAAAUUCACUAUGCCUUUUGGGAACCUGGUGAAAAUCGUAUAAUCACCAAGCACUUGCUACUUAAUGGCAAGAAGAACGAGUACUUUAAUUGUAAUGCAGUUCUAAUACUAUUUAUAGAGGAGUUUUGGGGAUAUAGGACUAUUAAAUUAAAACUCAAUCACACUUUACAACCGAAAGAACGCAUGAUGAUAAUAGGAUCUAUUCCUGAGAUUGGUUCCUGGAAAUCACCUGUGCUUAUGAAAUAGCAAAUGAAGAUUGAUAUUUUAACUGAAGAGGCCACCCAACAAUGGUCAAUAUCAUUUAUUGUGGACCCCCUUAACUUUUUCUUCCGUUACUAUUAUGUGAUUAGAAAUGAUGACACAGGUAAAAUGAUAUGGGAAAGAGGCAAUGGGCGUUACUUAAAAAGUGCUGAUUUAUCCUCAAUUAGGUAAGUAUUGGAUUAGUAUGAUCUUCAUCCAAUCAAAGUGAAGACUGAAAUAUACUCAGCUAUUCAGGCUAGGCAAUUCAAUAAAAACGGAUCUUUCUCUUCUUCAAAAAUACCAAAAUCUAAGAUCAAAUAAAAGAAUCAAGGCUACUCCUUUGCAGAUAAGGAGCCUUCCUUUUUUUAUUACGAAGAAUUUGGAAGAUUAAAUAAGUUGGAUUGGAAUUUUGUAGUUCAAUUCUAAACUUAUGAAAUAAAUGAGAAUAUUUUGAUAGGACCUUAUCCAUAAAAUGAGUAAGAUAUUCUUUACUUAAAAUAAUAAUAAGUUAGAGCAGUUCUCAAUCUCUAAACACGUCUUGAUAUGUUCCAUCGUGGAGUUAAUUGGGAACAAAUAGUAGAUGCUUAUAAGAGACACAAUAUUGUGAUGAAGAACUAUUAAAUUUUUGACAUGGAUUCUGAAGAUUUCGAAAAAAAAUCUAAUAAAGCAGUUCAAAUUCUUAAAAAAUUAAUUAAUGAAUAUGAAUAUGUCUAUGUCCAUUGUACAGCAGGAAUAGGCAGAGCCCCUUCCAUAGUAGUUCUUUACUUAGCAUCAAUCCUCCAAUAUGAUUUAAAAGAUGCAAUAGAAUUUGUCAAAUAAAAAAGGCAAUAAUUUUACAUUAAUUAUUCAAUGUUAAAAAAGUCGUACUAAAAAGCACUUGUAUUUAAUCAUGGAUUAGGUUAUUAGGAGUUAGCUUUAACAUUUUGAGAUUGAAUAGAGUCCUUGUUGUAUAGAUUUAUUAAUUUCAUUAAUA